Aegilops tauschii subsp. strangulata is the source of this 528-nucleotide messenger RNA. RefSeq lists its product as uncharacterized. The record is from RefSeq and is a predicted model, not a curated record. Lineage: Eukaryota; Viridiplantae; Streptophyta; Magnoliopsida; Poales; Poaceae.
AUGGCAACGGUGUGCCGAGCCCGGGGGCUGGCGCCGGACCGGGAGACGAGGCUCAUCCUCCCGGUGGGAUGCAGGACACGUGUGAAGGGCAUUCCACAAGGUUACAUGGGCAACGCAAUUGCCGGUGCGGUUGCUAAGCAGCCAGUCGGCGAGAUUCUAGGGGACGGUCGGCUGGGCUCGACGGCCUGGCUACUGAACCGUGCCGUGGCAUCGGUCGACGAGGCGACGGUGAGAGCUGAGCUCGCGUCUUGGUCUAAAAACCCCAGCUUAAGAUAUGCGCCUGACUUACGUGGAGAUCCUGCCAUUGUGGUAUUGAGCGGCUCGCCGCGGUUUGAUGUGUAUGGCAACGACUUUGGCUGGGGCAGGCCGCUGGGUGUCCGGACCGGCCCGGGGAACAAGCUGGACGGGUUAAUCACGGUUUUCGAGGACGGCGGAGGGGCCGGCGGCAUGGAACUGGAGGUGUGCCUCGCUCCUCAUGUUCUCGCCAGCCUCGUCGCCGACCAACAGCUGAUGAACCCGUCGGUCUAG